UAGUGGAGCUCUGCUUUUUGUCGUUUACUUUUUUGGACCCAUCCGGUUUUAGUCGAAAAUCUGGUUACCUUGGCGAAGUGAUUAGUUUCUUAAGUGACUAAAUCAGAAAUGGAGAGACAUAAUAAGCUGCGUCGCUCGCACGACGCUAAUCAAAUUAUAUGCAGUGUGCAGCAAUCUGGGGUCGUGACCAGACGCGCGUGCGACCGUCGGCGACAUACCUACUCCUCACAGAUAUUCGCGAUACGUGUGUUGUGUACAUAGUAAGAACCGGUGUUCCAACUACGUAAUUCUAAUUCAGUAAUUAAUUAGUAUAGUAUCGGUUCCGGCGGUGAGUCGGCGGCGCUUUCUCUCACGCAUCGAGCACUGUGCAGCGCGCGGCCGCCCGCAGCGGACAUGAGCGCGCCGGCCGCCCCCGCGCCCCCCGCCCCCCUCCCCGCCGCCGUCCCCCCCGCGCACCUCAUCCACAUCGUGGAGCCGCUGGCCGAGGACUGCCAGCGCGACCUGCUGCCGCCCGAGGGCAACGUGAAGCUGCGCAACUACCGGCUGCUGGGCGACAGCGUGCGCGCCUACACGCCCACCGGCGACAUCCACACGUCGCCGCGCAAGGGCAAGCUGGUGCCGCGCUACGACGUGCUGGCCGUGCUGUCCCCCCCGCGCGCGCGCAUCCUGCAGCUGCUGCGCGCCUCCGACCCGGGCCGCGCCGCGCUGGAGGACAUCGUGCGGCCCGCGCCGCGCCGCGCUCUCGCGCGCCCGCUGGACGACGACGCGCGCCGCUUCCUGCAGCGCGCGCUGCUGUCGCCCAGCCCGCAGGGGCUGUCGGCCGCCAACACGCCCGAGCCCGCCGCCGCGGCCGCGCAGACGCCCUACGCCGCGCUGCACUACCCGGCGCGCAGCGACACCCUCACCGUGCCCACCGCCGCCCCAUGCGACUCCCUGCACGUGCCCCCCGCGGCCCCGCACGCCGCGCUGCACGCGCCCGCCGCGCCCUGUGACACGCUGCAAGUGCCGACCGCCGCGCACCUGCACGUGCCUGCUCCCCACCUGGCGGUGCCGGAGCAGCCCGCGCCGGUUUCGGUGCCGGCGGGGCGGCGGCGCGCGGACAACACGGCGGGGCGCUCGCUGGCCGACGAGCUGCGCGAGGCGGAGGAGGGCGGCGGCGGUGACGACACGCGGCCGGAGCCCCCGCGGCCGGACGCGUGGGACUGGCGCGGGCGGGCGGGCGCGGCGGCGCUGGCAGUGGCGCGGGAGGAGGGCGGCGGCGCGCUGUCGGCGGCGGCGCGGCGGCUGGACGCGCUGCUGGAGGAGUCCCGCGCGCUGCACGCCGAGCUGGCCGGCAUCAGCGAGGACAUGCAGCUAUGCAUGGUGCGCGCGGCGCGGUGCGCGGCGGCGGCGCGGGCGCUGGGCGCGGAGUCCACCACCCUGAGGUUCCUGGACGACGUGGUGGCGCUGCUGAGCGGCAACGUGGCUGGCGCCGUGCGCGCCCGGCAGUGGCCCUUCGUCAUAGGGGACCGGGACGAUAGUAGGAACUAUGUCGUUUGAGGACAGAGAUCACCAUUAUGACCGAUAACUGCAGUGAACCGGCAGUCGUCGAGGUAAACAACAAAUAAUACAUAGAUUUAACAUAAUAAAUACAACUAGAUUUAAUUGGAUGAUAUUGGUUUGAAAAAAUACAAAUGAUAUCUAUGUAAAGACGUAGUAGGUACUUACAAAAAAUUAGGUAGUACUUUAUUACUUAGUAACAUACUUUAGCAACUGCUACCUUUUUAGUUAUAAAAUAAAUUGAAGCUGUUUCCUCAAGUACAGAAAUUCUAAUCGAAGUUAAUCCAUAAUAGUAUGCGCUAUAGUUGACAUCGAAACAUUAUAAGAAUCUCUAUCAGACUUAUGAGACUGAAUGGUUAGUGAUGUAAAUACUUCACUAUAAUAAUGUUAUAUAACUUAUACUAAUUUAGAGAUUAAAGGAGAGUCAAUAAUGUAAUUUAGGUCUAAGCAUAACAACUACGAAGUCUCUAGAAAAUACAUAAUUCAGAUCUCUUA
Plutella xylostella (diamondback moth) is the source of this 2034-nucleotide messenger RNA. RefSeq lists its product as uncharacterized. NCBI's taxonomy places the organism in Eukaryota, Metazoa, Arthropoda, Insecta, Lepidoptera, Plutellidae. The record is from RefSeq and is a predicted model, not a curated record.